AUGCGGCCGUCGCAGUCCGCCGACCUGAUGGUGUUCUGGGCGUUCUCCGCGUUCGCCUCCGCCGCCCUGGGCGUCCUGGAGCUGGUGGGCCAGGCGCGGGCCCUGUCCGCCGUGGAGGCGCUGUGCUCGCUGGCGCAGUGCGGCAGCCUGGCGGUCCUGACGGCGUGGAUCGUCAGGGGGCAGAUGCUGGUGUGCGCGGCGGCCGUGGCGUACGUCCUGUCCUGCGUGGCCCUGCUGAACUGCCCCGUGGUGGGCUAUCGCCUGGCCGUGGGCCUGCUGCUGGCGCUGGUGGUCUGCACGUUCCACCUCGUGGCCGCGAUCGGGCAGUUCACCAACGGGGGGUGGAUUGUGGGCGGCGGGGGCGAGGCGCUCGAGGUGGAGCGCGGGGAGGUCGUCUUCGGCCUGUGCUGGUGCCUGACGGUCGUCUUCGUGCUCAUGGUGCUGCUCCUGUGCGCGGACCACGCCCAGCACGUCGCCUCCAACCUGACCGCGCACCCAAGGUACUUGAGCCAAGCUACAAUGGCACAGAUUGAGGCGCAGAGACCCCGAAAGCACAGGUCGAGGGGCAACCGAGACGCACGAACGAUGAAAUCCUGGCACAGCGCCAGGAGGGACCUGUAUCCAAUUCUGGAGGCAGACGAAGAGGAAGCAGCAGAGGAACAAUGUGGGUCCGGAGACCUGCCGGACGUCUGGAAGGGAUUUGAGGGGAGCACUUGUAGGAUUUGA
Messenger RNA from Ostreobium quekettii, 726 nucleotides. NCBI's taxonomy places the organism in Eukaryota, Viridiplantae, Chlorophyta, Ulvophyceae, Bryopsidales, Ostreobiaceae. The record is from the annotation of a GenBank genome assembly.